Molecule: messenger RNA, 2497 nt
Organism: Pistacia vera
Lineage: Eukaryota; Viridiplantae; Streptophyta; Magnoliopsida; Sapindales; Anacardiaceae
Product: receptor protein kinase-like protein ZAR1
Exons: 2
Coding region: 111-2246 (711 amino acids)
Biological process (GO): protein phosphorylation
Molecular function (GO): ATP binding; receptor serine/threonine kinase binding; protein kinase activity
Source: RefSeq, a predicted model, not a curated record
UCCUAUUCCUCUUCUUCUCACUUCUUUUAUUCACUGUAUAUACUCCCUCCAUUCUUCUCUCAUUUUCAUUUCAUUUCAAUCUUUUUUCUUCUUAACAGAACAGAACUCAAAUGAAAAACCAUUUCUGGGUUCUGUUGUUUCUUUGUUUUCUCUCCUUUCAAUUAUCUUUUUCUCUCUCGCCUGAUGGAGUUACUCUGCUUUCUCUCAAAUCAGCCAUUGAUCAAUCAUCAGCCGGCUCUGUUUUCUCCGACUGGAACGAGAACGACCCCACACCCUGUCACUGGUCUGGAAUUUCCUGCACGAACAUUUCCGGCUUCCCUGAUCCACGUGUCGUCGGCAUCGCAAUUUCCGGGAAAAAUCUACGUGGCUAUAUUCCCUCCGAGCUUGGUUCUUUAGCCUAUCUCCGUAGAUUCAACCUUCACAACAACAACUUGUACGGAUCAAUCCCUGUUCAGUUGUUCAACGCCACCGCACUUCACAGUCUCUUUCUCUACGGUAAUAAUCUCUCCGGUUCUCUCCCGCCUUCGAUCUGUGACCUCCCCAGACUCCAAAACCUCGAUCUCUCUAACAAUUCUUUAACCGGUUCUCUUCCUGAUGAUUUAAAGAAUUGUAAGCAAUUACAAAGGCUUAUACUUGCUAAAAACAAAUUGUCUGGGAAGCUCCCAGCAGGUAUUUGGCCAGUGUUAGAAAAUUUAGUACAGCUUGAUCUUUCUGCAAAUGAUUUUGAAGGCCCCAUUCCCAACGAUCUUGGCGAGUUACAGUCUUUAUCAGGUACUCUUAAUAUAUCUUUCAACCAUUUAUCCGGUAGAAUCCCGAAAUCGCUUGGGAAUUUACCGGUUACCGUCAGUUUUGAUCUGAGAAACAAUAAUUUAAGCGGCGAAAUACCUCAAACGGGGUCGUUUGCUAACCAAGGACCAACUGCUUUUCUUAACAAUCCUCGAUUAUGCGGGUUUCCUCUUCAAAAGUCUUGCAAAGGCUCUUCAGAUAGCCAACAGGAAACCCAAAGUUCAGUGCCGGAAUCCGAUAAAAACAAAAGAAAAGGCCUGAGUCCCGGUUUGAUUAUAUUAAUAUCAGUGGCUGAUGCAGCUGCGGUUGCAAUUAUUGGUUUAGUGAUCGUUUACAUUUACUGGAGAAAGAAAGAUUCAAAUGGUGGAUGUAGCUGCACUGGAAAAGGCAAAUUCGGAGGAAAUGAAAAGGGAAAGCUCUGUUCUUGUCUUUGCAUUAAUGGUUUUAGAAAUGAAGAUUCAGAAAUUGAGGAUCAAGAAAAAUCAGAGAGGGCGAAAUGUGAAGGAGAACUGGUGGCAAUUGAUAAAGGGUUUUCGUUUGAGCUUGAUGAGUUGCUGAGAGCUUCGGCUUAUGUACUGGGAAAGAGUGGGUUGGGGAUUGUGUAUAAGGUAGUUCUCGGAAAUGGCGUGCCAGUGGCUGUGAGGAGACUUGGUGAAGGUGGAGAACAGAGAUAUAAAGAGUUCGUCACUGAAGUUCAGGCCAUUGCUAAAGUCAAACAUCCUAAUAUUGUUAAGUUGAGGGCUUAUUAUUGGGCACCAGAUGAGAAGCUUCUUAUCAGUGAUUUCAUUUCCAAUGGAAACUUGGCUACUGCUCUUCGAGGGAAAAAUGGGCAGCCAUCCUCAAGCGGUCUCUCAUGGUCAACAAGGCUUAGAAUUGUAAAGGGAACAGCUCGGGGCUUGGCCUAUCUUCACGAAUGCAGUCCAAGAAAAUUUGUCCACGGAGACAUCAAACCAUCAAACAUCCUUAUUGACAAUGACUUCCAACCUUACAUUUCUGAUUUUGGACUCAACAGACUCAUAAACAUUACAGGCAAUAGCCCUUCUUCCUCUGGUGGGUUUAUGGGGGGAGCCCUCCCUUACAUGAAAUCAGUCCAAACAGAACGAGCCAACAAUUACAAAGCUCCAGAGGCUCGAGUCCCCGCAAACCGACCUACUCAGAAAUGGGACGUCUAUUCGUUUGGUGUUGUUCUACUGGAAUUACUUACAGGAAAGUCUCCUGAACUUUCACCAACCACAUCAACUUCCAUCGAAGUUCCGGACCUGGUGAGGUGGGUACGAAAAGGCUUUGAAGAAGAGAACCCAUUAUCGGAAAUGGUUGAUCCGAUAUUGCUACAAGAAGUGCAUGCCAAAAAGGAAGUGUUAGCAGUUUUUCAUGUGGCACUUGCAUGCACAGAGGCAGACCCUGAGGUCCGGCCAAGGAUGAAAAAUGUGUCAGAAAAUCUUGAGAGGAUUGGCUCGUAAAAGAGAUUUUGGUUUAAUUUCCUGCAACAACAAGGUCUCAAGUAAGAAGGCGAAGCUGAAAUUUCUUGAUUUUGCAAGGGGCGAUUCAUUUUUCCAACCAUGGAUUUGGCGAAGUUGUUGAGAAAAUAAAGUUGAAUCCCAACAUCUUCCCAGCCAUAUGCCCAAAAUUUUUUCCGGAAAAUUUCGGCAUUUUUUUUUCAUAGCGUCAUUGGAAUAUACAUGUUAUUUUUAUAUUGUGGCAAAAGUUUGUA